GCAUGCGUGUGCUGUUGUAUGAGUAUGAGACGCAAGACUGCAGCACCCGGCUUGGGAAGUUCUGACAUGAUCCGGGUGUAAGGAGAGAAACGUGCUGAUAACUGCUUCUGUUUUAGGGUGAAUCUGUGCGCGUGGACCGUAUGACGUAGAAGCCGUGGGGGCAACAUGACAGCUAACGAGGAUCAGGAGAUGGAGCUGGAAGCUCUUCGCUCCAUCUAUGAGGGGGAUGAGUGCUUCAAGGAGAUCAGUCCAGUUUCCUUCCAGUUCAGGGUUGGGGACCUUGAGGACAGGAAAGCGUUCAUCCUGGAUGUCACAUGGCCAGACACGUAUCCAGAGACAGCACCACAAAUCUGCCUGGAUGCUUUUUUCAACAACAGAAUCUCUGCAGAGACGAAGCAGCUCAUCCUAUCGAAGCUGGAGGAGCAGGUAGAGGCAAACCUUGGCUCUGCCAUGAUGUAUACUCUGUUUGAGUGGGCAAAGGAGAACCAGGAGGCACUCAUGGAGAGCCACAGGCCUGUUGUGACUGCUGUGACCCUGACAUCAAACACUGAGGUGACGGCUCCCUCUGCAGCAAAGAAGAGAGAAAAGAAGGAGCAGCUGACAAAAGCACAGAAACGAAGAAUGAUUAACAGAACAGACAAUAAAGGGGAGCUACCUAGAGGUUGGAACUGGGUGGAUGUGAUCAAGCAUCUGAGUAGAACAGGAGGAAAGGAUGACGACUAGAGCAGAAGAAGUCUCACGCUUCACGCUUGAACGCCAAACUCAUUGUAGUUGCUGCUGCUCCUCUACAGAUGCCUUCACAGGCAGCCUGAGUGAUGUGGGACACUCAGCACGGCUGCUUGCGCCAUAAACACACCCCAUCGUUGUUAUCUGUGGUGUUUCUGCUCCACAGUCAGGUGAGCAGGUUGUCUGUCCUCCAUCAGGGUGGAGUUUUACCUGCUCAGACGUCCUGACUGUCACUGCCGUGUUUUCAGUUACACACUGAAGACGAUGACGUUGGAUCAAAACUGGUGUUCCGCUGUUACUUUAAGGUGCUGUGUAACUUUUUCAAAGAAUAGACAUUUUUAAUGUAACAGAAAAUACUACCCUUAAUCGUUUUCCUAUUUUGAUGUUAACUUUUCUUUAUAAAUUGUAAAUCUGGAAAUGUUUAUAUAAAAAUUAAACUCGCAUUUUGUCA
Messenger RNA from Fundulus heteroclitus (mummichog), 1177 nucleotides. RefSeq names its product RWD domain containing 4 (gene rwdd4). The coding region runs from base 166 to 723 and encodes 185 amino acids. The transcript is spliced from 8 exons. Gene Ontology annotation, molecular function: protein binding. The record is from RefSeq and is a predicted model, not a curated record. NCBI's taxonomy places the organism in Eukaryota, Metazoa, Chordata, Actinopteri, Cyprinodontiformes, Fundulidae.